Onthophagus taurus is the source of this 2175-nucleotide messenger RNA. RefSeq names its product nuclear pore complex protein Nup54 (gene Nup54). The record is from RefSeq and is a predicted model, not a curated record. Gene Ontology annotation, molecular function: structural constituent of nuclear pore. Gene Ontology annotation, biological process: nuclear pore organization; protein localization to nuclear inner membrane; NLS-bearing protein import into nucleus. Lineage: Eukaryota; Metazoa; Arthropoda; Insecta; Coleoptera; Scarabaeidae. Gene Ontology annotation, cellular component: nuclear pore; nuclear pore central transport channel.
UGGUAAUGAAGUUUAUUUGACAUUACAGAUUACUAUACUCAGUGUUUGACAUGUUAUUAUAGGUUAUGUUUACAUGUUUACUAUUAACCGAGUUAAAAAACGUUAAAAUAUGGCAUUUUCUUUCGGACAAUCUUCUUUUGGGCAAACGGCAAAGCCUACCGGUUUCGGUGGAGGUGCUUUUGGUACCCCAACCACAUCAUCAGCGGGUUUCGGAGGAUUUGGUACAUCUUUCGGGGCCCCCGCCGCAUCAACAACCCCCGCAUUCGGAACAAGUUUUGGUACAACCGUAACAAGCACCGCUCCGGCUUUUGGCACAUCAUUCGGAACCCCCGCAAGUUCCGCCCCCGCUUUCGGAUCGACAUUUGGAGCUCCCCCAACAUCGACUUUUGGAACAUCGUUCGGUACUCCAGCAACUUCCGCGCCAGCUUUUGGAACAGUUUUUGGCGCCCAGACAACUUCAACUCCGAGUUUAUUCGGAACUCCAGCCCAAACAACCAAACCAAGCCUUUUCGGCGCUCCGGCAACAAGCGCUUCGGGGGGAUUAUUUUCGACGUCGGGGGGUGGAUUGUUUGGGAGUGGGGGGAGCACUCAAAUUGCGGGGGGAGGGUUAUUUGGGGCCACAACCACUUCGACACCGAGUUUAUUCGGUGCUGGGGGGGUAUCAACGUCUACCCCAUCGUUAUUUGGGACUUCGUUUGGGGCUGCAACUACAAGUGCGGGAACUGGGACGGGAUUGUUUGGAAGUGCGGGGAGUAGUUUUGGAGGGGGGUUGUUUGGGGCGACGACGACGACGACAAAUUCACUUUUUAGUGGAUUUGGUGCUACAACGACUACGACAGCUUCGACGGGAUUUGGGUUUGGGACUCAACCCGGGGGUUUUGGCACCGGGAAUUUAUUUGCGACCGGGUUAAAACCUCAAACAUCGACGGUUGGGGUUGUUUCGGCUGCGGAAAAUAAAUUGCAACAAACGUUGGCAAGUUUUUACGCUAUUAAUGUCUUCGGGGAUGAACGAGAUGAUAUUUUAAAGAAGUGGAAUAUGUUACAAGCUUGUUGGGGGACGGGAAAGGGUUAUUACAACGCUUCGCAACCCCCCGUCGAGUAUAACCAGUCAAAUCCAUUCUAUCGAUUUAAAGGAAUAGGUUAUGUUGUGAUCCCCCAGCCUGAUAACGCAGAUGGAUUGGUUAAGUUGCAAUUUAAUAAGAAGGAAUCCGAAGUUAGUGCAAUGAAGGACACCUUAAUAAACGGAAUAAACGGUAUUUUAGGAAACAAACCCAAUUUAACACUAACAAUAGAACAUAUAAAAGACUUAGCCGACUCGGAAUGUGAGGUUAUGAUCAGCGUUUUAGAAAAGGGGGUAACCGGAACGAAUCGGAAAAUACACGCCUCCGAUUUAGCGUCGUUUUUGAACCAACCAACUCAAAAACAGCAACUUUCCACAGUUGGGGUGACUUAUAUCGGGCCUUACAUGACUCCGACUAAAUCGCAAUUAGAGGAAUAUUUAAAAAUACCUCCGCCGGGUAUCGAUAAUCAAAUGUGGCAAGCCGCUCAAAUCGACAACCCACAUCCCCAAAAAUACCUUCCGACACCAAUAAACGGAUUUUACGAUUUAAAAAAGCGAUUGUUGUGCGAAGAAUACGAAACGGGACUUCACCGGGCGUUUUUGGAAAAGGUUUCUAACGAUAUUAAUGAGUUAAAAAAGAAACAAGCCGCUUCUUUGGCUCAUAUUAAUGAGUAUAAACAGAAAUUUUUACAACUUCAACAUAGAGUUUUAAAAAUUUUAGUUAAACAAGAAGUAAGUAGAAAAGCCGGGAUGGCGUUACAACCGGAAGAAGAGGCUUUAAGAAGUCGAUUAGAAAUAAUGCAUUCACAACUUAGUAUUCCAACACAAUUUAAAGGUCAAUUAAACGAAUUAAUUAGUUCUGUAAAGUUGUUAAGUACCGAACAAGCUUGUUGUAGCAAUAACGAACGUUAUAAAAUGGAACCGAAAGUUCAAGAUGAUGUUAAACAAUUCUUACAAAUGGAACAAAAUGGAAUUGCCUAUCUUAUAAAUGUUAUUAAUAAUGAUUUAAAGGAUUUAAAGCUGAUUCAAUAUGGUUUAUUACAAUUUUUGAAUAAGUGAUUUUUUAUUAACUUUAUAAUGAUGUAUUUUUCUUUCAAAAUAAACGAUAUUUUAUA